This is a messenger RNA of Chinchilla lanigera (long-tailed chinchilla), 2648 nucleotides long. It is a transcript of the gene Psap, whose product is annotated as prosaposin. Lineage: Eukaryota; Metazoa; Chordata; Mammalia; Rodentia; Chinchillidae. The coding region runs from base 16 to 1647 and encodes 543 amino acids. Gene Ontology annotation, biological process: sphingolipid metabolic process. The record is from RefSeq and is a predicted model, not a curated record. Gene Ontology annotation, cellular component: lysosome. The transcript is spliced from 14 exons.
UGGGAAAGAAGCUCAAUGCAGCCCUCUGUGGAGACUGCCCGCCUCACACUGCUUUUCUUUCCAGCUCUUGCCAGCCCUGUCGCAGACCUGAGAAAAUGCUCCGGAGGCUCGGGGGUGCUGUGCCAGGACCUCAAGACGGCGGCGGACUGCGGGGCGGUGCGGCACUGCCAGCAGACUGUGUGGAGCAAGCCCACAGUGAAAUCCCUCCCAUGUGACAUAUGCAAACAGGUGGUCACUGUGGCAGGCGACCUGCUGAAAGACAACGGCACUGAGGAGGAGAUCCUCUCUAACCUGGAGAAGGUCUGUGACUGGCUCUCGAACCCCAACCUGUCAUCCUCAUGCAAGGAAGUGGUGGACUCCUACCUGCCUGUCAUCUUGGAUAUGAUUAAAGGAGAAGCGAGCAAUCCUGGCGAGGUGUGUGCCGCCCUCAGCCUCUGCGAGUCUCUUCAGAGGCACUUGGCGGAGCUGAACCGCCAGAAGCAGCUCGAGGCCAACAGGAUCCCAGAGGCUGACCUGCCCGAGGUGGUGGCGCCCUUUAUGGCCAACAUCCCCCUCCUCCUAUACCCUCAGGAUGGCCCCCGAAGCCAGCCCCAGCCGAAGGCCAGCGGAGACGUGUGCCAGGACUGUGUCCAGAUGGUGACCGACAUCCAGACCGCUGUGAGGACCAACUCCACCUUUGUUCAGGGCUUGGUGGAACAUGCCAAGGAGGAGUGUGACCGCCUGGGGCCUGGCUUGGCAGACAUGUGCAAGAACUAUAUCAGCCAGUAUUCUGAGGUCGCCGUCCAGAUGAUGAUGCAUAUGCAGGACCAGCAACCCAAGGAGAUCUGCGUGCUGGUCGGGUUCUGUGUCGAGGUCAAGGAAGUGCCCAUGCAGACUCUGGUCCCCGCCAGAGUGGCCGCCGAGAAGGUCCUCCCUGCCCUGGAGCUGGCAGAGCCCCUCGAGCAGGAGCUGGUCCGGGCCCACGACAACGUUGUAUGCAAGGCGUGCGAGUACGUGGUGAAGAAAGUGGUCGAGUUGAUUGACAACAAUAGCACUGAGGAAAAAAUCAUCCACGCUCUGGAUAGUGUGUGCUCGGUGUUGCCCGAGUCCGUGUCAGAGGUGUGCCAGGAGGUGGUGGACACGUACGGCAGCUCCAUCGUGUCGCUCCUCCUGCAGGAGGUGAGCCCCGAGCUGGUGUGCGGUGAGCUCCGCCUCUGCAUGUCCGGCAAGGGCCGCCUCGGCCAGCCCAGGCUGCCCGUGCUGCGCAGACUGCACGUGCCUCCCGCACGCGUAACUCCGCUAAAGGAUGGUGGCUUCUGUGAGGUGUGCAAGAAGCUGGUCGGCUACCUGGAGCACAAUCUGGAGAAAAACAGCACCAAGCAGGAGAUCCUGAGUGCCCUGGAGAAGGGCUGCAGCUUCCUGCCUGACCCCUACCAGAAGCAGUGUGAUGAGUUUGUGAGCCAGUAUGAGCCCUUGUUGGUAGAAAUCCUUGUGGAGGUCAUGGACCCAUCCUUCGUGUGCUUGAAAAUUGGAGCCUGCCAUUCUGCCCGGAAGCCUCUCUUGGGAACUGAGAAGUGUGUGUGGGGCCCCAGCUACUGGUGCCACAACAUGGAGACAGCAGCGCAGUGCAACGCUGUGGAACAUUGCAAACGUCACGUGUGGAACUAGAGCAUCCUUCCUGCGGGAACUGUAGCAUCCUUUCCUCCUUGUGUGUCUGGGGUAACAAACACACAGAUCUGUAUGACUUUGUUACAAACUAGGUUCCUUCCCCUGACCCCCAUUUCUCUCCCUCAUUGUAGCAUUGCUGUCACGUGGUUGGCGCGAUAGCUGCUUUCAGUGUCCUUUGUAUGCUGGAAGGUUGAGGACACUGGGCCUGAGGUCUCAGCUGUCCUCACAUGGCACUGGCUGGGGGAGUUCUCACUGCUUGUUUAGACCUUCUUCCAAGCCCUGAGAGGCAGCUGGGCUCUGGGGUCACCUCCUGUCCUACAGAGGGACUGUCUUCCCUUCCUGCUGCCCGACAAAGGCAGUUUCAUAUGAAAGAUUAGAAGCUCAGAAUAAUUAGGCUUUGAAAGUAACAUAAUUCCCAGUAUGAUGGCACAGAGUUUGGGAGUAGCUGCUGGUGGCUCAGAGGACACUGGUGGGACAUUGUCCCAGUGACCCGGGUUCGUUGUCCUGGGUCACCCUUUGAAUCUGCUUUCCUGUCUUCUCCUGUGGAUGCUUUGUUUGGGGUUCUGGCGUGGGGGGUGGGGUGGGGCGGGGCAAUUGCCUGACUGUAACCUGCUGGCUCUAGGCAGGGCCUGCAGGCCUGGCUUUUGUGUGAGGCCUUUGCACGGUGGUGACCACUGUCUGUCUGCUCCUGUGUCUGUGGCUUUCAGGGCCCUGCCUCGUGCUCGGCAUGCCCUGGUCCCCCUUCCCUUUCAAAUCCAUGUGGAUGACAAGCUCCUAAGCCUCUGCGUGGUAGAGGGUGACAAGCCGAGGCACCUGCGGGGUGGGUACUGGCCGGAUCGUGGCUGCUGCCUGUUUGGCCCCUGAAGCUUCUCUUCCGUUGUUGCUGGGAGGCUGCAAACAAAGCCAGCAAGCCAGCCACUUGCUAGUAAAUGGACUUCGUGAUUUUCAUUUGUUUUGCACUAAAGUUUCUGUGAUUUAACAAUAAAGUUCUGUUAACCAGA